Molecule: messenger RNA, 7625 nt
Organism: Eufriesea mexicana
Lineage: Eukaryota; Metazoa; Arthropoda; Insecta; Hymenoptera; Apidae
Exons: 15
Coding region: 60-7625 (2521 amino acids)
Cellular component (GO): cytoskeleton
Molecular function (GO): protein binding
Source: RefSeq, a predicted model, not a curated record
CAUACCUGCCACCUGAGUAUCGACCUGGUCGCGUAUACUCGGACACCGAUUCGGAAAAGAUGUGGAUGUACUCGCUGGGGAGGGCAUUAUUGGACACGACGCCGAGAGUCGCGGCGCUGACAGGAACGGUUUCCGUUUCACCCUCGUCGGCACUUCAGUCCGUUUUAGCCGCCAUGACGGAACCCGAUCCACGAAGACGAGCUUCCUUGAUGAAUCUGCUGGACGUAAUCUCCGAGUACUGCCGCACUCGCCUGCAGUCGAAGCCUUUCACUCACAUCGUGAUGGACAUGUACCGCGAGGUGGUCAAGUCUCCUCAGUUCGCAGCUCGCAAACGGAUCACGUACCAGCACCUAAACCCACCACCUCCCUUGCGAACCCCUUCAGACCUGGCGGAACACAAUCGUCGUCAGACCAGCUACCCCCAUCACCAUCACCACCAGCAGCAGCUACAGCAUCAGCCAGACCCUCUGCAAUCCAUGCACAACCAGGCCAAAGGUGUUCACCAGCGUCAGGAUCGUCAGUACCACUCGACCAACCAGUACAAUCCACCUAGACCCAAUCAGCAACGCUCGCCAGCUCGUUAUCAGCCUCACCAGCACCUGCAGCAGCUCCAGGAGGCACCUCAACAGCCUCAAGUACCCAAGGUCCAUCAUUAUCACCAUCACCAUCCCGCAAAAGGCGCCCUGUUCAAGCUCCAGUCGCGAAAUUCCCACUCUCAUCCUAACCUGACGAGUCUCUGUGGCCAGCAAUCGCAACAAACCCGACGUCACGAAGUGGACGAGCGCAGGGGUCAGUUCCAGUCGCAGCUGAACGUCCAGGCGAGCGGACGUCCAGUUGGACCCGCUAUCCAGCACCAGCGUCGACAUCAUCACUCCAGGACCUACUCGCAGCCGAUCUACACGAGGCUGCAGCACACCAGGAGCAGUGGCAACCUGCCAUCCACGAUCGUUGGUGAAAGCAACCCCGGAGGGAACGUUUACAGCGACCCCAUUUACGCCCUGCCCGUGAAGCCUUUUCUCAGCUCUCAAGACGUCAGAGUAAACGGCCUGUCCGUGAAGCCACCUGUCGGACAUCGGAACGAGGACGUGUACGCUGGCACCACGAUAGCCAGGCGACCGUCAGCAGCCGGAUAUUCUCAUCCAGACAUAGCGACGUCGACUGAACGUGCACGAGAGGAGGUUUACGGCAGAUCCACGGGACGAGCGAAUCCGACGUUGCAGAGGCAACAUUCAAAUCCUCAGCUUCCUAGCAGGGAUCAGCGCGAGGGUGAUUUCGAGCGGGUGCCGGAACAGAGCGUGACAACGAGCGAUCACAGAUGUCCGGCUGGCAGAGGGAAGGAGGAACAGACAGCGCAACAACAAAAUCCAGUGUCUUCCAUGAGAGUGAGAAGUGUCCAGGGGCCACCCAAGCCACCACGAAUAAUCACCACGCUGAAGAAGGCGCCAUUUUCCGACGUGGAAAGCAGCAAAUCGGAGCCGCCAGCGAAACCGCCCAGAAAUCUGGUAAAGAAUGGACCCAGGGCACGGCGCGGUAAAGCGGUACAAAGAGCACCGUCCCGUCUAUAUAGAACAGUGGGUGGACCGGCGAGAUCCUUCAACAAAGCGCAAUGCAUUGGCCCUGAAUUUGUAGUGCGUGCCAAUCAGCCACCAAAGACGCUAUGUGUCGGCCAAGCAAAGGCUGGCAAUUCCGGACGUAUUGUCGUAAUAAUGUUGACUGGUCAACGAGUGGAAGUUACUUGCGAUCCUCAGAAAGUUACGGCUGGAGAUUUAUUCCAGGCCAUCAUGCAAGCUGAAAGCCUCGACGAAAACUUCACCCUUGGUCUGGCGGUGCUAUUAGCGGGCGAUUUCGCGAUUUUACCACCCGACACUAAAUUGAAUAAAGUCGCGCCACCGGGAUGGUUAAGCAGUGGCAAAAGCAAGGGUCUCCUGGGCCUUCCGACCAGUUUUAUGCUGUAUCUCAGGCUCAGGUUCUUUCUACCAUCUCUACGUGGUGUAAGGAGUUGGAUAUCGAAACAUCUGCUGUAUUUGCAAAUACGACGUUGUAUAUUGGAGCAACAACUAGUCUGUCCCUAUCCAGAGUUAAUUAAUCUGACUGGACUCGCUCUUCAAGCUGAAUUUGGAAAUUACAACGUGAACGAACACGGCUGCGGCGACUAUUUCCUGCUAGAGCACUACGUCCCGGAGUCGUUGAUCCUGAACAUAGAUCAGCCUCAAUCGCAGAUCAACAACGGAGGGGCGGAGGCUCUUCGAGCUAGACUCCACCAAGCUCAUCGCGACAGACGCGGCCUGGACUCGAACAAGGCUGAGGAGAUGUUCAUAACUCACGCACAGACGCUUCCAGAUUACGGGUCUCACUAUUACAUCGCCACGGUGGACUCGAAGGAAUUAGAGAAGGUGAUGGCUCAGCAGAGGAAGAGGAAACUGACCGACAACCACGCGUCGGACGGGUUGCGUGAUUCCACUGAGAACAUCUACGGGCAAGAUGGCAGACCUCAGGAGUACCAACUACGAGGCCGGAUAGAGAUCGGAAUGAAGAACGACGGGAAGAUCUACAACUGUCCGCGAAUAGAGCUAGAAACUGAAACCGAGUGCGGUUAUUCGCUACCCAAGAUCAUAUCGGGCGACGUGGAUCAGUUAGAAAAGCCUGACAACCCUGAAGAGUUGUAUGCAGCGAUCAACAAAGUUGGGAUCUCGAGGAAGAACGAGUUUCCUGUUCCAGAUGAGGUAUGGGACGUGUCGGACGUGAAGAAGUCGUUACACAAGAUGAAGACCUCGAGUUUACCGAAUUACGGAACAUCCAGGCAAUCUGGCGGUUAUCGCACACCGAGUUUACCACGUCGUCUAGGGGUGAAAAUGGGAACGCGAGCGAUCUACAGCAGCCUCGUGCAGAAAGACACCGCUCUUACCGACGACAUGGAGUCGCUAUCGCUAAAAUCAGACACGGAAUCCUCGAUUCAGUCGUUGUCUGCCCGAUCCACGGAAUCUCCUCUACCGGAAGCAUACGUACUCAAUGCUGACAUUCGCACAGACGACGAGACAUUUCGCGUUACCGAGGACGAAUCGAUGUCAGUUUCCUUAGCAGCACGUCUCGAGGAAUUGUCGUUCGCUGAAGAACGAAUCCUACAGACGAUUAAGUUGGAGAGAGGCCACGGUGGCAGCAUAGGGUUGCAAGUGACAGAAGGUAACGACGGUGGCGUCUACGUCCAGGCGGUAUCCGUCGGAGGAUCGGCCGAUAUGGCCGGAAACGUGAACAAAGGUGACCGUAUCGUCGCGAUAAAUGGACAGAAUUUACUGCACUUGCGGUACGAGGACGCUCUGAAGAUGCUGCAGAGCUCGUCUGAUACGAUCGAGCUGGUCCUCUCUCAGGCUACCUCGAGGAAAAACGCUACCUCUAGGCAGAAUCACGAACAGCCCGCGGAAAAUAACUAUUUAAACGACAUCAGAUUCGACAUGUCCUCGGAAGCGGAUACGUCGAGCAUGACAAACAAAUGGCUCGUUCAAAGGACCACCGACGUUGCAUCCGUGCAAAACACCUCGAGCGCAUAUAGCAGUGCUGCAUCGAGCGCAAUGGGUAAUCACAAUGCAAACAGCCUAUACAUGGCCGAUCUCGUCGAUAAUGGUGCACUUAAGUCCGCCAAAUCUGCCAGCAGCACACCGCCAGUCCCACCGAGACGGAAGAAGCGCAAAGCGAAGCCCGCGGCAAUUGCAAGAUCUCCGGAAGGGAUGUCACCGACGCGUCUGAGGAAGUCAGACAGAAAACGCUUGGCGCCACAGCCGCCGCCGCUGCCGCCGCGAGCAAUCCGUAGGAUCAGAUCUCACGUCGCCAGAGAUCAGCCAGAAGGAACGACGUUGAACGCGCCGACAGCCGACGAUGCGGAAGAAACGCUAAAUAGCCUAAGUUCCAGCGAGACGGGAGAGACUCAGUCGUCUGUGCAGCUCGAGGAUGCUGACUCGGUGCGAAACGGGAGGACCAGCAACGACGAGGAUGAUUCGGACGACAGGUGCGGUCCAAGCCGUGUCACGAGCUCGCCGCAAGAACGUCCGUUUCUCUUCGAGACUUAUGCAAGGAAAGAGACCAACAAGUACCCUCCUCUGUUCUUCACCUUGCACGACUUCCAGAACGUGAUGUCCAACACUCUACAACACGAGGAUGACACGGACAGUAAACAGGAAUAUGCCAGCACUAUCCAGGAUUCCUUUCGAAAAUCCUUUCGCAAUUCCUUCCGCAAAUUCUUCGAGAAGUCACUGGACGACGACGAGAACGAGCUCUGCUUCCGCGUCACCACGACCAACCUGCCGUUCGGCAAGUGUUUGGACAGGUGGUCAACCACAUUCGCGGAUCACUUCAUCGAGAAUCUCGAGGAGCCUGAUCGUUUCAUCUUCGAGGAUUACAUGGAUAGGAGCAACAAGGUAAACGUCAGGCGAUCGGCUGGCCCGAUGUGCUAUGACAGCUACGAGGAGGAACCCACUGUGCCUCGGUUGACCAAGGUGAGAUUCGUGAUCGAGUCAUCUCGCUCCCCGACUCCAGACCAUGAACUGGACAACGAUGUCGUCUGUGACAGCUUGCAGAGUAUCGAUCCUCCGAAGAAAGAAGAGGAGGUCAGCUGGAACCGUGGCUCUUCCGUGCAAUUGACUGACAUCACGGACAAUACGGAUUGCAGAGACACGAGCGAGGUUUUUGGCGGAGGGCAAGGGUGUAAGGAAGAACCCGACGAGUUCGGUGACGUACCCUUUAGCUCGAUUUUGAAGACACGGAACGGUUCGGUCGAAUGGUGUUCCUUGGAGAACGCGACGAGCUUUAUCGAGACGAUAGAUAAGGGAUCAGAGGACGAUCGUGUUAAUUCGAACAAUUCGAGCCGCGAUUCGACCGGAUUCGAUUCGCCGGACGAGUCGUUUCAUUCGGCGUGGACGCUGAGAAAAUUGAAAAUCGCGGACGUCAGCAAAGCGGAGUUGAGUUUAAUCAAGUCGAAAACCGAGUGCCGUUCUGUGUUCGCUGGGAUCAGGGACGAUUGCUGGAAUAGGCCGCCUGAGGAUAACGGUUUUGCGUGGGACACUGUUCCAAAUAACGUGGAAGACAAUAAAGAAUCUGUAGACGAAAGGGAUUCGACCAAUGAAACCUGUGAGCAUGUAAACAAUGUCACGAGCAGUGAGCUUAUUUCAGAAGCCAAGAACAGGAUAGACGAUGACAUCUACGAGUUAAUCAGGAAUAAGGUAAACGGCAAUUUUAUUGAGCAAAGUCCAAUGAUUCGUGAAGAAGAGUGGAUACAGGCUAGUGAGCAAAAAUCGACAAUAAAUAAGACAAAUGUCUGCGACGAAGAAUUGAUAACAAAUGAAGUAGAGAGUAGCCUUACGAAGGAACAUUUAGUAUCCAAUAAAAUAGAGACUAAAAUUAGCGAAACAACGUCGUCAGCUGAAGGAGACGAGGGUAUUGACGAGCAACAGGAAACAGAGGUCCGUUCAUUCGAUAAAUCCACGGGUGAGUACCGCAGGAAGCUCUUCGUGAACGAAUCUUUGCGAAACUUGACGAAUCAUUGCGAUUUCUUGGCGAGUGAUUCCGAUAACCAGAGUCAGGAUUCCGACGUGAAAGACGAUAAUUUGGCCACUUGCGAUACUCCUUUGAAUGUAGAUUUAAGAAAAUCCCCACACUUAACCAGAGAAGACGAGGAAGACGAGGUACCAGAUAUUCCAAUGAUUCCAAAAUUACCCCCAAAGACGCAGAGUAAUUUCUUAGACGACGAAUUCCUCGAGACGAAAGGAAAUAUCAGUGUACCAGUUAGCAUUCGACGAAACUCUUUCCUGGAAAAUAUGCUAUCGGACGACACAGAUCAGACGUGGACCAGCUGCAGAAUCAUCGCUGCUCAUCCAAAAUCAUCGGUAACGCAGGAAGAAUCGAAGGACAGAAGAGAGAACACGCUUGUAACUCGGUUGAACGAGUCGAUCAAAAUGGAUUCGGAGAUCCAGAGGAUUUUGCAAGAGUCGAAAGAGUCGUUGAAAAGGAUCGAAUCCACUUUACCGAGCUCGACGAUACCCAAGAAGGUAACUGAAACGAGCAAGAAAAGCGCUGGUGAGGUAAAGUGCGAUGUGCUGAACGAGUUGCUCGUCAAUUUUAGCAACAUUAGAUUGAAACCGGUGAACAGCGAGAAGAGGCAUAUCCUAGAAGAUCAUAUAGAGGUAACAAUCUCCUCUCACGAGAAAAACGGCAAGGAAGAAAUCGAAUUACGGUCAGACAGUCACGACAGAAGCUUCAGAGUACGUAACAGCGAUUCAUCAAUGGAGACUACGAAGAAGACGAAGGAGACCAACGAAACGUUACAUCUAAAUCCCAAAGCUUCUAUGGCUAGCCAGUGGCAGUAUGCUGCUUCUCUGACGACGAGAAAGAUCCAGGACCAGGAAAGGAAUAAGUGCAACGAAUCAUCAGAAAAACCCUGUGUCAGCUCCUCGAUCAGCGCUACGACUAACAUAGAACCCAUUAAUUUUCACGAAACCCCCAAGAACCGCGAGGCUUCAUCAGAUCGCGACGAAGACAUGCCAGAGACAGGCCUAAAGAGAGACGAGGGAACCAAGAACGAGGAUCAUUCAGCACCAACGAGGAACGUGACCAAGCUUCACGUCGAGUGGACGCAACGUGACGCUGUCGAAAAAGUGUCUGACGACGUGAGCAGCAGAGGAGCGACAGAGAGCUCCUUGGAAUGUCUGCAGAAGGCAGUCUGCAGCGAAAAGACUGACGCGAAAGACGAGUCGCAUAAUCGUGGCGCGAUCGCGCGACAGUUAGACUUAAGCAUGAGGACGGGUAGCGGCGACAAGAGUGCCAUAGCUAGGAGGAUUUCUCGACCCCAUUGUAAUAAUAAUGACAAUAACAGGGCCGUAACACCCGUAGCUGUAAGUGAUGACCAAUCCCGCGACACUGUAACGAUAACCCCGGGUAGAGUUAGGAGCUUCAUUAAAUACUACGAGAUUCGACGCGAGGCGACGACCGACAAAGAUUCUAAAACUAACGAUAGAGUAGAUAGGGACCGGGUGCCGGAACACGGGUCGGUGUACAGCAUCCGUAGAGGCCUGGAAGCGAGGGCCAACGAGGCUAGGUCCUUCGACGGGCAGAGGAAGGACAAUCGUCACUUGCCAAUCGCUGACAAAGAUUCUAGAAGGUCUAUCGGCUUGACCAGGAUGGACGUGAAGAGUCCGACGACCGUGGAGAAGUCUCGAACGGAGGAUUCGAGCGAACUCGACGAUAGCGUUGCAGAUGGCGCAGCGGACGGUCGCGUGGAAGCGAAGAUGGCGCUGACGCACGUGUCGCCCGCGAUGUCUCCCAGUGACUCGAACACGCGUCCUGGCAAGGCGAAACGAAAGAAGUCUGUGAAAUUUCAAGGUGGUUUCACUGUGAUCGGUGCGAGAUGUCCAGACGAAAAUGGCUCCGCGGGGAGUCCCGCGGGUCAGACCGAGGACUUGAUAGAAGAGAAGAGGGCUCCCGAUAGACUGACGCUGAAAGAACACGUUCUCGAGCAGCGAGUGGAUUUCCACAGUGGGCAACAAGAGGGGCUGCAAGCUGACUCACGAGCUUUCGAGCACCGAGAAACUGCUGCUCAGGUUAGUGAUGAAUUUAAUUGGGACGGGUUGGCUUUGGGUUAG